Molecule: messenger RNA, 771 nt
Organism: Micromonas pusilla CCMP1545
Lineage: Eukaryota; Viridiplantae; Chlorophyta; Mamiellophyceae; Mamiellales; Mamiellaceae
Exons: 2
Coding region: 1-771 (256 amino acids)
Source: RefSeq, a predicted model, not a curated record
AUGCCGCCGCCGCUCCCGCCGCGCGCGCAUCCGGACGAUCUCCGCUCGAGGCUACGAAGCGGCGGCGGGUACGCCGACCGCGGCCCCCCGCGCGGGGGCUACCGCAACGACCGGUACUCCCCGUACGGCGAUGUUCGCGGCGAGCGAAGGCAGGCGCCGCCGACGUUGAAAGGCUGGUCGCCCUCUGGGAACACGCGCGACGACGGCAAGGACACGUUCGCGGGUAAGUGCGAGGGAUGCGGGAACGACUGCGAGGUUCCGUUCAGGCCGGUGAAGGGAGGGAACCCGCCGGUGUGCAACGACUGUCAUCAGUCGCUGAGGAGCGCGCAGGGAGGACCGGACGGGGGGAAGCGCGGGCGGGAUCCGUACGGCAACGGGCAGCAGAUGAUGAUGGUCGUCACGCCUCAGAUGAUGGCCGCGAUGCAGCGCGGCCGCGGCGGCCGCGGAAUGAUGGGCGCCGGCAGAGGCAGAGGCAGAGGCAGAGGCGCCAACGUGUGGACUCCGGACGGCGCCGGCGGCGAGGGCGCGGGCGCGGCCGGCGGCGAGAGGAAAACGCCCACAAAAGGACCGUUAUCAAAAACGUGGGUCCGCCCCGGCGCGGAGAUCGCGGGGGACGACGGCGCGGCCGCCGGCGCGGGCGGAGGCAUCAACGCGCCGUGCACGUUUUUCGCGCGGGGGAAGGCGCGUUCUGAUUCACACUGGUCCCCAUAUACGACCGCGUUCGCGUGGUGCACGCCGUUCCUUGAGGACUUUCUCUCCCGGCGUCUCUAA